This is a messenger RNA of Mus caroli (Ryukyu mouse), 9947 nucleotides long. It is a transcript of the gene Ptar1, whose product is annotated as protein prenyltransferase alpha subunit repeat containing 1. NCBI's taxonomy places the organism in Eukaryota, Metazoa, Chordata, Mammalia, Rodentia, Muridae. Gene Ontology annotation, cellular component: cytoplasm. Gene Ontology annotation, biological process: protein prenylation. The record is from RefSeq and is a predicted model, not a curated record. Gene Ontology annotation, molecular function: protein prenyltransferase activity.
ACUCCCGCCGGCGGCUGGGCUCUGCCGGAGGCGCGCCCGAUCGCGGCGGCCGCCAACAUGGCCGAGUCGAACGAGGAGGUGGCGGUGCUGGUGCAGAGGGUGGUGAAGGACAUCACCAACGCCUUCCGAAGGAACCCGCACAUAGAUGAAAUUGGCCUGAUCCCAUGCCCUGAAGCAAGAUAUAACCGGAGUCCCAUUGUCCUGGUUGAGAACAAACUUGGUGUGGAGAGCUGGUGUGUCAAGUUCUUAUUACCAUAUGUCCACAACAAGCUCCUUUUGUACAGAACGAGAAAGCAAUGGCUAAACAAAGAUGAACUGGCUGAUGUCACCUGCACCCUGCUGCUUCUCAACCCAGACUUCACCACUGCAUGGAAUGUGAGGAAAGAGCUCAUCCUCUCUGGCACUUUAAGUCCAAUUAAGGAUCUGCAUCUGGGAAAACUGGCCUUAACUAAGUUUCCUAAGAGUCCAGAGACAUGGAUUCACAGGCGCUGGGUGCUGCAGCAGUUAAGUCAGGAAACGUCCCUGCCCUCCUCUGUGGCCAAAGGAAGCUUAGGUGCAGUUCCUGCAGAGAGGACACAGCGGAUAAUACAGGAAGAGAUGGAAGUCUGCAGUGAAGCAGCAGGGAGAUACCCCAGCAACUACAAUGCCUGGUCCCAUCGCAUCUGGGUUUUACAGAGCGUGGCCAAGCUGGAUCUGAAGAUCCUUCUUGAUGAACUGUCUUCUACUAAACACUGGGCGUCCAUGCAUGUCUCAGACCACAGUGGAUUUCACUAUCGCCAGUUCUUGCUAAAGUCAUUGAUUAGCCAGACUACGAUAGACAGUGCUGUACCGCAGCACAACUCUUUGAAAAGUGAGCCAAAAGAUGAAGCAGCGGCAGCCUCAACAGAGGAGCCAAGUGUGAAUCUUGCCCAGCUUCUAGAAGAAGAGGUGGAAUUCUGCACAGAUCUCAUUGAUUCCUAUCCAGGACAUGAAACCCUUUGGUGUCACAGGCGGCACAUUUUCUACCUUCAGCAUCACUUAAAUGGCAGGCUCCCUCCCAACGUGACUCACCUGUCACCUGCAGACUGCUCUGGGGGCGCUUUGAAUGACUCGCUCCAGAUUCCAACAAGCCCUCAACUAUCUCAGGCAAUGGAAGUGGAUGGACUGAGUGACUCUAGCAAGCAAGGCUAUUCCCAGGAAACCAAGCGCCUGAAGCGGACCCCAGCUCCAGACUCCCUAGGCCUGGAGAUGGAGCACAGGUUUAUUGAUCAAGUAUUGUCCACUUGUCGGAACGUAGAGCAAGUCAGGUAUGCCAAUGCAUACAGGAAAUGGCUGGUGACUCUGAGUCAGUGAAAGGGGUGAUUCAUCCUAAGAAAUUCCCUUUAGUGCAAUAUUGCUUUUUUUCUCAGUGCCAUAGUUGCAUGGACUGACUGGCUAGCUGUAUUCUUCAUCUGUAGCUUAAAAGUCUAUAAGAAACCUUUGGUUUUAUUUAUUUUGUUAAGAGCCGGCAUUCCUUUGGGUAUGAGAUAAUCGUAUAGUUCCUUCCUACUAAAUAGAGUCUUAAUUCUUUUUUUUUUUCCUCUUUGACCCAUGGCUCUCUAGGUCCAUCCUUGGGCUUCUCAUUUGUCUCUUGAGAUUGGCUUACAUACUUUGCCCACCUCUGUUCAGUUGCUACAUAGAUAGUUUCUUUAAACAUUGAACAUUUAUUUUGCAGUUCAGCUAAAGAAUAUUAAUACAUUCGCAGAAGCACUUGCGCUGACUGCAGUUCUGAGAACACAAUGGCUACACGGGUGGAUGUGAGGACGUCAGCCACUUCCCUCUCAAGCGUGUUCUCCCGUUAUCCACUCAGAACCAAAGCCAGGAGGGUUGGAAUUUAUAUAUAAAAAAAAAAAAAUUGCUUCCAAUGUAAUCUAUUUUUUAAAUGAUUAUUUAAAAGAAACUAAACUAAUUUAAGAGUUUAUGUAAUUGUAGUACUGAAAAAUUAUUUUUAUUACUAGUUUUGAUAGAUUGUUUUUACCUCACAUUUGGUAUAUGCCAAAACAGCAAGUCAGCCCUUAUAAAAUAAAUUCUUUUUUAAAAAAAACCCACAAAUGCCAUUUUUAGUUAUUACUAAUUUUUUUCCUUCUAAAGUCACUCAUGAAAGUGGGACAUAGAAAUGUAGUCCUGUAAAGCUUUUUUUUUUUUUUUUUAAAGAAGUAAAUAAAGAAUUACUGAGGUUAUACUGGAUAAACUGCAAGGUUUUUUGUCAAGUGGCUAGUCAGAGUUGACUGGCAAAAAUCUAGGGAGGAAGACGGGUUUUGAGCAUUUAGUUCAGUUUUUACUUUUCAAAUGAAACACCGCUCUUUGAUACUGAAUUCAUCAGGGAUAAGUACCAAAGUCCACACUGUAGCUCUGUCUCAGCAACAAGGGCUGUGCUCUCAAGGCUGGAGAAGUUGGGUGGGAAUGGGUCCAGUCUCCUUUCUUCUGACAUCCACCCCUUCAGAUGAGCCGUGAUUCCUCUGUGUGUACGCCUUCUCUUACCUUGCCAGUCCAUUCCCUACUUUCCAUCACUCACUGGCCCAUAUUUUUUUCUCAUGUUCUUUUUUUUCAGGGAUGCCAACAGAAGCUAUUAUUACUGUUAUAAUAGCUUAAUACCUAUCUAUAAACACAGGGAGUAUGAGUAAAAGGUGUCCCUCUCAAAUUCCCUUUUCAUGGCUGUCUUGGUUAGGGUUCCUAUUGCUGUAAUGAAAUGCCGUGACCAGGAGCUGGGGCAGUGGCCAUAGAGGAGUGCUGCUUACUGUCUUGCUCUAUGGCUUGCUUGUACAGUUUUCUUGUUAGGAGCCCAAGGGGUGACACCACUUACAGCAAUCUGGGCCCUCUCUCGUCAAUGCCUAAUUAAUCCACUAUAGGCUUGUUUACAGCAGGAUCUUCUGGAGCACUGUCUCAAUUGAGGUUCUCACGUCUCAGAUGACUCUAGCUAGGAUCAGAUUGACAUAACACUAGCUAGCUCGGAUCCUGUGUAUGUGCAAAAUGCAAGCUGUGAUUGCAGAAAUAAGCCAAGCCAUCAUGUUUGGCGUGCUCUCCUUUCUCAAGCUUGGUUAUGUGCAUUGCAGGUGGAGGGACAGAAGGAAAGGCAAACCCCUCCUUCCUUGCUCUGGUGGACUCUUGUACUUGAGUUAGACAUACUGCAUUAAGAGAAAAGAACAGACUUUUACUUGGGCAUCAUGGUCUUAUUGGGUGGCAGACUGCUUGGCUGGGUGACACUUAGGAAACCAUGAAGAAAAUUUUCUACUGGCCCCAGGAGAUAGAUCUUUCUUACUCUUUGGGGGCAAAGUUGUUUUUACUACCUUUAUUAUUUAGAUGAUAAUAUAUUUGCCAUUCUGAACAUAAUUCCACAACCUACUAUAUACAAAGCAUAUUUUGAAUCAUUAAAUACCUCAGGUUCUACAUGAACCUCUAUAGGAAAAACCAUUACAUGAUGUUUAGGUCCUCUGAGAUUGAGAGGUGACAGGAAUGACAUGCAGCUCCUGUGGCCACACCCUAUCUCGACUCAGUCUUACCUUCUCUUCUCAGCAUCCGUCUUAUGUCCCAAGUAAUAGGGCUUAUCUUUGAUAUAGUAUGUGUCAGAACAUGAACAUAGGCUAUGCCUUAUGAACAUCAGCUAAAUUUUUAUAGUGCUUCAUGCCUUUUUAUAUCUCCUAUUCAGCAUCUUGAUCAUCUAGGUGUCAGAUGCCUUCUUCUAAGGCUCAGCCCACACCUUCCUAAAGCCGUAGAGUCCUCUAAUAUACCGUGAUUGCAUCUUCCUAGUAAAGUUGGAAGUAGGUAGUAAAAAUGCAAAUAGCGAAAAGAUCCUGUUUCUGUGUGGGUUUUCUAUGCUACAUUAUUUCUGAAAUUAGCAUUUUUGAGUGUUCAUUCACAGGACUUAGGAUUUCCCUGUAACUUUCCCCUAAGUGUUUGGCAUUCACCUUUACUAGCAAGCUACUGUGUCUUUGACCAAAUGAAUUCAUGCAGUAGAAAAAGAAAAUAUGUCUAUUAGGGGCUUGUUUAGUCAUAUUCUUCAACACAUAUCUUACUGUUAGAAGGAAAAGAUAGUUUGAUUGGCACAUUGCAUCUGAUUUUACUCCUCUGGAUUAAGAAAACCACUGACACACAACAAGCAGUAAGAUCCAUGAUCUUCACCAUAACCCUGCCCUACAUGUCUUUGUUUUUAAAGUCUAUUUUGGUAAGUGUAUUGCCCAAUUAUAUUCAUAUGCCUUGCAUAUCAAAAGGACUUAGUAACUAUCUAUUAAUGAUUAAUUAGCUCUUUGAAGAAGGGAAAGAUUGUUCUUGUUCAUAAAUGAUGGAAUAAUGAUCAGGAAAUUAAUGAGUUAUAAGUGAGUGAUGUGGGCUAGCUCUGCAGUUCUUAAGGAGAGCUCCCAUGUGUAAAAAUCAUUGAGAUUUAGAUUUGCUGUCUUCAUUACCUUGUUUAGAUUUGUUACCGCUCAGCUGUGAGGUGGAGCGCUAGAAUUCUCCUAGCUGUUCUUUAUAUACACUAAAAAUCCUCAGUCAAUAAGAUCCACUUGAUAGGAUUAUUAUUGUUUUCUUUCACUAGACAGUGUUGGAGAGCAGAUCUUGCAUACAGCACCAGAGGCACAUCUGAUCAGCUGAGAUAAUUCUUGGCCUUUAGAGACUUGUUGAUGUGCAUUUGUGCAGGAAUCAUCCUGAUCCCCAACUUGAACUGUGGACCUUGUAGGGACUCCUUGAACCUGCCUGUGUGAGUCGUUUUGUAAGCCUAAGGGUUUUAUGCCUUCCUAUAGAAGCUUUGGGCCAGACUUUCAUCACCCUUUCUUACUCGUAUGGCACAGCUCUAACUUAAGCUAUACAUGUCAUUAGUACUUUUCUCUUUGUUUUUGCUGGUGCUGAGGCUCAAGCUCAGAUUUAUUAUCAGUCAUAGAAGUAAAUGUGUACAGAUUAUCACCAGAAGCCACUUAUAGUUUCAAAUAAGGGCUAUGUAACAUACAAUGCAGAAGCGAGCUUUUGAGUUUAUGUGCAGUGGUCUGUAGAAUGCAUCUGUGGUAGACAAUGUUAGUUCAGUAAUGUUCAGCUCCUCCCAGUUUACACUCUGUGUGUGUGUGUGUGUGUGUGUGUGUGUGUGUGUGUACAGAUAGUCAGUCCUGCAGUUUUAUUCAGCACAAGAUGGUGUGUGACAUGAGCCAAAUGCAACUUGAGAGUAGAACCACCAGGGAGGGAGCCUCUCAGUUGGCUCCCUAAUGGGGUUAGGGAUGAUUCAGCUGUAAAAUGAAGAGUGAAUAAUCUGUCCCCUUUUUCUUCCUCCGAAAAGCUUUUUGGGUUUACUGUUAUUUUCCUACUCAAAAAUUUUACCUUAAAAAUUUUAAAUGUUUUAUUCUAAAUUUUAAAUGUUUUAUUCUAAAUUUUUUAACACUGUAAAAAUUUUGUCUAAAAUGAAACUGCAAACGCAAGCAAUGUCUUUGUUCCCCCACCCCUGUCACACAUAGUCUGUAAUGAGCUCAUGCUUAUUAGAGAAGCAUGGUGGGGUACCGGAAAUUUUCAGCAAACUCAGUUUCAUUGAAGCAGUAAGCAAGAAAAAACUACCCCAAGAACUCCACAUACUGUCAUCUAAUGUCUUCUUUAAAAUAACUGUACAUUGUGUUAACUUGAGUGCCUUUCUAACUUUAAUGUGUGAUACAAGGUUAUCUUAUACUGAACUCUUGUGUUUAGGGAGUAAAAGUGUAGAAAUUUUAUCAGUGUAUUGUGUCACAGUGAAAUAUACUGACUGGUGAAGGUAGGAUCUUUUGAUUUAUAUUUCAUUAAUUGGCAAUUUUUUGUACCCUACCAAGAACACCAAGAGUUAGAAUUAAUUCUCUGUCUCUCAGACAGCUAACAUUGUGAGUUUUAGAGGCAUCAUAAUUACAGGGCAGUGUGUGCACAAUUGAAGACACAAAAGCUGUGUAGCCUAUGCUUGAAGAGAAGCAGGCACACGAUAAACUGCCAAGAGAGAGAGAGAGACAGAGAGAGAGAGAGACAGAGGUGUUGUCCCAAGUGACCCUUUGCCUUAUUCUAAGAACAUGCCUUUCUCCCAAAUUCAGACAUGGGGGUAGGAUAGUUAAAAGGGGGAAAAUGGGACUGGCUAAUACCAAAAGAAAAGGUAAAUACUCAAAUGAAAUUUCAAGUUUUGUGAAUUUGUGUGUGGAAGGGGAGGAGAGGCCUGUCAUAGUUCAUGAUAGCAUAUAGUUUUCUUUAUGGUUUCUUAAAAAUAUAUAGUAAAUAUUCCAAAGUGCUUUGCAGAGAGUUCUUGAAUAAUACAUCUCUAUUUUGUGUUCAUAAUUGAUGUAUAAACCAGUGUCUCCUGUGUGGCUUUAGGGUGGGAGGGGAAUUCUCAGGCUCCCUACAUCUUGACCCUCUCAGGCCAUCCCUGUCACCACGAAACAACUAGAGGCUGGUGGUUUAAAAAGAAAAGGCAGUUAAGUUGCUUGGCUGAAGAAACAGUGACCUUCAAAGGAUGUUAGCUGUAUAUAGGUCAUGCUUUCUGAACAAGAGCAUGAGCCACAAAGCUGACCCUGAUGUUUAUUAGUCUGUUGUUAAUCUCAGGGUGCAGAAGAUUUAACCAAUUUAGAACAACAUUUUAUAUUCUGUGGCCAAAAAGAAAAGGCAAAAUAUGCUAAUUAGAUUGCUAUUAGUGUGCAAAAUCUAAUACGGACCAUCUUGCCACUUGUCCUGUAGUUGUAGUGAGACUGUUAUCAAAACUGUUGCUAAGAAGAGAAUAUCUGUGUUGGUUCUACGUGGGGAAGUGGAGGAGAUUAUGUUUUGUUUCAGUUGAUGUUCUCAGCCUUUAAAAAUCGUAUUGAGAAGAGUCACUGUUGUUUUGCAAACUGACAGCUGUUUUGCUUCCUAAGACUUCUUUUUCUCUGCAAGUGUAAGAUGCAAGACAGACAGGUUCAGUAUAUCACAUAGUGCUGUGCAUAUUGUGAGAAAUUAACAAAUCAGAACUGAUAAAUGCUGGAGAAGGAAUAUGAUUAGCAUAUCUCUAUCUUAGCAUUGCCCACAUAUGGGUGAACUAUACAAUUUUAUAUGAAAUAUACAUUAUGUUUAAAUAUAUAAGGCAAGAUACACAAUUGUAUAACAUUGCAACCAAAGUUGAGGUUCUUUUUAAGUAUCUAAAUGUGUGUGUGCGCAUGCAUGUGCGUAUGCACAUACAUACAUCUACCAAGAUCUAGAGCUCAGGCUUACAUGAUUUUUUUACACAAAAGAUUUUAUGCAAUGAAUUUUUAUUUUCAUAUUUGCUCAAAGUAUUUUAAUUUAAGACAAUUUUCUUGACAGACAGCCUCCUCCAGUAAAGUUGGAAACUGACAUGUGGCCAUUUACCCAUUUAAAUAUUUGUGAAAACUGAUUAUGUGUUUGGUGGUUUGUAUGUUUAUAUGUUAUUCUGUUUUUCUCCAAUAUUAAGGAUUUAGCCUUUAUUUCAUGCCUAGCAAUCACUUUCCUAAAAGCACUGAGCAGGCAACACAUGCUCUGCUGAUGGCAGUGAAGUGAUGCAUAAUACAUGUGAGGUUGGUGCAAUGUGCCGACUACUCCCAGGACACUCCAGCAUCCCCUAGAAGCAGUCGUCUGUCCUCACAUCCAAUGCCAUGCAUUUAAGGCAGGUGGCUUUGUGUUGGUUACAGAAGUGAUAUAGAUGGGGUGCAGAUAGCAACAGCUCAGUCAAUAAGUACUUAGCUAUUGCUCUAGCAUCAGACUAACUUAGCUCUCACCACGGAGACGGUUGCCAUCUCUUCACUGAGGAAUAUAUUUGUAGUGUGAUACGUUACACAGUGAAAAAUGCUAUUCCAUGACAUGAAUUAUUACACUUGUUUGUUUAGGCUGGAUUUAGAAACAUAAUAAAGAUAUUAUUUAACAGAACCAUGGCAUGAAAACAAGAGUUAGAAGAAGUCUGAGCAGUAUCGCCCUGUAAGAGGCACAUUUAAUAAAUGCCUCAAGGUGUCAGCAGAUGCAGAACCAUGCUGCUCUUUAUAUAUUGGCAUAUCCAGGACUUUAUACUUUAUUUCAUUUCUCUCUAAUUCUAGUUGCUUUGCAUUGUCUUAAAGGUGAUAAUGAUCAUCAUGGGAACUUAGGCUGAGUAACUUCAUAUAAUUUUCUCAGAAUAUAUUUGACAUGAGGAAGAAUUUUUUUUAUCAAUGGCAUUGUAGUUUAGUUUGAGUACCUAUUCUGAGUUGACCUAAUGUAAAAGAUUAGACGGUUUUGAAACAGACAUUCCUACCUAACCUGUGAGGAUCCAAGUGUAGUGCAAGUGUGAUUCUGCUUUGGCCUCUGGUGAGCUCCCUGGUGCAUGGUCGUGUAUUGGCUGUAGUCACUUUGUACUUUUGCUGUAUUUUGUUCUAGAAGAGUAAUGGGGUGUACACUAGACUAGAUCACAUUACUGUUUCUGAGCUGGAAACAAUACAAAAUAAGGUGUCUAAGUAUGCCAAAUAUUUAUAUACUGCUAUAAAAACUAAGAGGAGGACUUUUCAAAAGUACAGAAAUUACUUUUUCUAAACUCCAGGCUUUGUAUGCUAGUUAAUUGCUUAUUUCAACAUUAUAAAACUAUGGGACUUCCACUGAAGAGAAAGAUCUCAGAUACUGUAUAUUCUACUAUCAGAAUUCACCAUCGGUGUUAGUUUACAUUGCUUGUAGAUUUUCCAAAAAGAGCAGUCAGUGGGCUAUAGUUAACACUGGACACAUUAGUGUAAUCACGGUACACUGUAGAUCCCAGACAUUAAGUAUUAGUGUGACUGCUUGUUUUGCUGGAAACAGCUGUCUUCACUGGUAGAUACCACUCUGCCUGGUAUGGCAGUCUGUAUCGAAGUUCCUUUAGCUCUUAGUAUAGCAACCCACAGUUUUAAAAGGAUUAAAACUCAUGCGUUCUUUACAGCUAAAGUAUAUAUUCUGGAUGGGAAUAAGAAAAACUUUUGUACAAAGGUGUGUGCAAAGUACACUUGUGGUAUUUUGGGGUUUAGUACCCCAGGAUGAUUAAAUUAUGCUAAAUUCUAAGAUUAUCACUUGGACUUUUGGCUAAGAUUAAAUGUAAAUUCUAAGAUUAACAUAUCAUGUAUUGUCGAUAGCUGGGUGUUCAAUGGAAAUGUAAUGUGAGCCCCAAAGGUAUUACAAUUUCCUAGUAGCAAUGUUUAAGACAUAUAAUUAACUUUUAAUAACAUAUCUUAUUUAACUUAAUCUAGUAAAACACUCUUUCAACAUUCAUCAAUGUAACAAAAUUAAGGAGCCAUCUAGCGCCUUUUCUCCCUUUAUAUUAGUCUUCACAAUUCAAUGUGUGGUUUGCACUCACGCUGCCCCUCCACUGCAGCCAUGUUUCAUGCCCUCAGGCUCCACGUGUGGCCAGGGGCUGCUGCUGCAGACGCAAUGCAGAUUUAUAGGCUACAAAGUAUGAAUCUGUUUAAAUUUGGAGGUGACAAAUGGACAUGAAAUUUUGAUCCUUUAAGGAUUGUUUAGAAAGAAAUCUAAUGAAGUUUUCCUUCAUUUUAAGUUAACUUUGCUCUAGAAAUUGGAUCAAUCUGAUCUAAUUUGCCAAGCAUUAUUUGAAGAAGAAAUCCUGUGCCAUGCAAAAUCCCUCUAGGAUUGCUGUAAAGUACCGACGGCAGAAUAGUGAGUCUUCAGUCUUCACUAAAGUCUGUCCUGUUUCUUCAACAUAGCUUGAGUUGCAUGCUUACUGCAUAUCCGUACUUGUUUGCUUCCCAUUAUUCUUGUUAUAUAAUGAUGUAUAUUAACCAGCAGCCCUAGGAUUCUAAUCUAUGCAGCUGUCUGCCAGAACAUAAUGAUGUACCGAUUGAAUCGUGGUAAAUGGCAGAGAAAUAAGUUGAACCACUUCUUUUCCCAUUAGAAUUGUUUUUUUAACAUGUGGCCAUGUACCAAACCAGCUGUAAAUUACUGUAUUUCUGUAGAAUAUGGAAACAGUGUUGUCUUUGAUGAUGUCUAAGUAAACAUUACCUCUCCUAAAGCAA